This is a messenger RNA of Vanderwaltozyma polyspora DSM 70294, 360 nucleotides long. It is a transcript of the gene VMA7, whose product is annotated as H(+)-transporting V1 sector ATPase subunit F. The coding region runs from base 1 to 360 and encodes 119 amino acids. Gene Ontology annotation, molecular function: proton-transporting ATPase activity, rotational mechanism. NCBI's taxonomy places the organism in Eukaryota, Fungi, Ascomycota, Saccharomycetes, Saccharomycetales, Saccharomycetaceae. The transcript has a single exon. The record is from RefSeq and is a predicted model, not a curated record. Gene Ontology annotation, biological process: proton transmembrane transport. Gene Ontology annotation, cellular component: proton-transporting V-type ATPase, V1 domain; fungal-type vacuole membrane.
AUGUCUGUAGACAAACGUACUCUGAUCGCAGUCAUCGGCGAUGAAGACACAACUACCGGUUUAUUGCUAGCUGGUAUUGGCCAAAUCACUAAAGAGACUAACGAAAAAAAUUUCUUCAUCUACGAAGAUGGUAAAACUACAAAGGAACAAAUUUUAAAUAAUUUCAUCAAUUACACUCAAGAGAGACAAGACAUCGCUAUUCUGUUGAUAAACCAACACAUCGCAGAAAAAAUUAGAAGCGAUAUAGAUAACUACACUAAUGCAUUUCCCGCCAUCUUAGAAAUACCUUCUAAAGAUCAUCCUUAUGAUCCUGAAAAGGAUUCCGUAUUGAAGAGAGUGAGAAGAUUAUUCGGGGAAUAA